Messenger RNA from Notothenia coriiceps (black rockcod), 4099 nucleotides. RefSeq names its product nociceptin receptor-like. Bases 1 to 561 code for a protein of 186 amino acids. Gene Ontology annotation, biological process: neuropeptide signaling pathway; sensory perception of pain. Gene Ontology annotation, molecular function: neuropeptide binding; nociceptin receptor activity. The record is from RefSeq and is a predicted model, not a curated record. Gene Ontology annotation, cellular component: neuron projection; plasma membrane. The transcript has 2 exons. Lineage: Eukaryota; Metazoa; Chordata; Actinopteri; Perciformes; Nototheniidae.
AUGACUGUGUUCACAUCCAUUGAGUGCAUCGUGGUUUUGCCUGAACCAAAGAGUCACUGGGAUCCUGUCUUCGGCACCUGCGUUUUCCUCUUCUCCUUCCUCAUCCCUGUGGCUAUCAUCAGCAUCUGCUACAGUCUGAUGGUUAAGCGCCUGCGCAACGUCCGCAUCCUGUCCGGCUCCAAGGAGAAGGAUCGCAACCUGCGGCGCAUCACCAGGAUGGUGCUGGUGGUGGUGGCGGCAUUUGUGGUCUGCUGGACCCCAGUCCAGAUCAUGGUCCUGGCUCAGACUCUGGGCUUCAACCUGAGCAGCCUGUUCACGCUGGUGCUGAUGCACUUCUGCAUCGCGCUGGGCUACGUCAACAGCAGCUUGAAUCCUGUGCUCUAUGCCUUCCUGGAUGAGAACUUCAAACGCUGCUUCCGUGAGUUCUGCAACCCGUCGCCCUUCCGCCUGGACACCCAGCAGUCGGGCCGGAUGAGGAGCAUCGCCAGGGAGGUGGCGGCGGCCUACAGUUGCAAAGCUGAUGGUAGUGGGCACGGUGGAGGGACAUCUAAUCCCGCAUGACUAGGCGUGGAGCUUCCCUUGGUGGGGGUGGACCCCCAACAAAGGAGAGAGAACCACGGGACAGGGAACUCCAACACAGAAUUGACCCAGAUUACAGCUCUCUAGCGGCACGAGCCCCCCCGCCCCCCAACUAGAAGACUGGCCUGGGGUGGGGGGGAAGGAGAUGAGGAGGAAGGGGUCGAAAGGAAAAGGAUUUAGGAAUAUGGAUGGUGAUGCCAAACAUAUAAUACAUAUAGUAUUAGGGAGAGGGAAAUGGGCUACAUUGAAAGCUUUCGUAGAAUGCGUGAUGGACGUCUGUGUAGGCGACGGUGCCUGACAUGGGGUUAGGGUUAAAUAGCUCAAACAAUUUUGAUUCCUGGAUUUUGGAAUGAAUAUGGCCCUAACUCCACUGAAGCGGUAAGUCAUUUUUGGAAUGUAAGAAUCAAACUAUCUUUAGGUGGACUUAAACACAAAAGGGGUGUUUGAAAGUGAUUGAAUCUUUCAACUGAGGCUGGUACCCAGUUGCUGCAUCUCUAGAAAGAUAUCUGACUCAGUACUUGUAUUAUGAGAAGGUAGGUGUUGGGGCUAGACAUUUGGAGAGACAAUGAAAGCAGCACAGGAUUAAAAGGAGUGCAGAUACCAAGAUCUCUGAAACCACCACAGACUGAACACCUGCCUAGGGAGAAUAAAGCUUUCAUGAAAUGUGAAAUAUGUAAUACCCACUUCACUACAGUUUAUUAUAUUUUCAUCAGUUGAUGUUUCAGACAAAAUAACUUUAAAUGCCCUGUGUACGACGCUGAUCCCAUUAUGGGGUCCCUAUUGUGACGAUUCUCUAAAAAAGGGUAUGCUUAAUUUUAAAAUGCUGCUGAGCCCUUUUAAGAAAUUAGAAGGGCUUACAAAGUAUAAUGUGAUCAUACAGCCAGUAGACAGAAGGUUUAUUGUAAUAGAAGUAUAUGCUACAAGCCACUAUUGAACAAUGUUUCCUAAACUGUGUAUAUGGAACUCAUGAAUGUUAUUUCUUGUUUGAGCAACAUUUCUCAGCGGUACUGAAGCUAAAUAGCCUGUCGAAACCCCGUCCAACAAGUAGAGUUUUUGUGAUUCUGGACUUUGUAUGAUAACCUAUGGGGUGUGGGAUAAUUAGGGUUAAGGGCACAGACUGGUGAAAGAGUUUCCUGGAAAAACAGCAAAAAAAGACAGAAAUGUGGGGUAUCCGGCUGGAUGAAAUUGGUUGGGACAAGCCUGACCUGGGUUUCCUUCUCCUUUUUCUUGCCUGUUUGUGGUGGGACAACACAUGAAAGGUCAAAAAGCCUGUAUCCUAGGUAUACAGGGUUCAGAAUUAACCAUUUCAAUUUCACACAGUCACACUUUUUAGGACAACCUCUGACCCGCCAUACUGUAAGCACUGUAUGUAAACAUUGAAGCAGUCAUCAUUUGCGAUGUUGACUGAAGUUUAUUUUUAUAAAUAAACCAAAGUUUGCUUUCUAGACAGUGAAAUUGUAGGGCUCAUCAGUUGGAAAAGUCUGGUUCUUAUCAAUGUAUGUACAUUUUUCAAAAACAUUUCUGAUACCCAAACCUAAUGAUCAAUUUGGGAAUAAAUUGGUUACUUGCCAACAACUAAAUCUCUGAUUGUCCUGAUUGAAACACGGCACAUCUCACAUAAGGCCAUGUUAACGAUCAAUUGUUAGUAUAUGAUCAGUGUCUAGUAAACGAUACAGGCUUUCGCUUACAGGUUAUAUGGAAGGGACUUUUCAGUUUCACCCAAACCACUACAUUUUAGACUUUGUGGUAACCGACAGUUUGGUCAUAAUAUUGCUAAUGGUUAUGGAAAAUUAAGUGUUUAAGAUAUAUAUAUAAAAUCCACUUUGGGGUACGCUAAUUUUCCCAGGUCUGUAGCUGCUGUCAGGAUUGGAUUGGAUUUGGGGUUGCGUUUUGGAUUGGUGGUGAACUUAAGGUAUUUUGAGGAUGGGACAUUAACAUUGGGCGGGUUUGGGUAGGGGUGAUAUCGUUGAGUCAUUUUGACUCCCAGUGCUACAGUGGCAAAGCAGGAGUCGGGUCACAGUGUUCUGACCCCCCUCCGAGGGACAAAGGGGCUCUCUCUCUUCUCAGUGUCUUAAAAUGGAAAUCGACACUGAUUUAGAAACCAUAUGGUAUUCUUCUUUUCCUGGACAGUUUCGGAAAUAACACUAACAGCAUUAGACUACAUACGGUAUGCCAACAUCUUAUAGGACACUAAGUUGGGCUUAGUGUAAUUAAAUGUAGUAAAUAUGAUUUACUUGUGUUCUUCAAUAGAAAUGUCUCCCUCACAUAAGUCAACAAUUUCAGAAAUGCUUGAUCGCAGCUGUAGUUCUAUUUGUCGUAGUUUUUUAUGCUCUACAGUUUUUACUAAACACUUUAACAGUUCUGUAAUUUUUGCAUAAAGCAUGUAAGGACAAACAAUUUCUCAAAACUAUUCGCACAAUUUGCUGGCAUUGGAAAUAUGCAGUAACAACAGAGUGUCACCUUUAAUAUCUUGUACAUCCUGUAUCUUCAGGAUAGUGGCUCAUUCAGUAAUACUGUUUAUCUUUGUUUCAAGGCUAAAUAUGUGCUAAGAAUAAUUUAAGAAAACAACAAUUACACCAUUUCACACUUUGGAUAUUGCUACUUCUCUGACAUCUUUGGCUGCAGUUUCAGUGAGGCACUUAGCAGUUAAACUGUCCAGGCUUUAAGAAUAACUUGUGGAUUCUGUUUCAGGGUUGGUUUCCCCUUUAGUUUUAUAUUUGUGUCUCUUUUUAAAGGCCGAAUUUGGUCAUGUGGUUUGAUAAUUAUGUACUGUAAUUACUUUGAAUUCAAACAAUAUGUGUGUGUUCAUUUCUUUUCAGAUGUAUUUGUGAAUAGCAAGUUGACACAUUUUGCUGUCAUGAAGGGUUGUGGUUUGAUGUACAUUGAAUUGUUUAAGUUAUGUAUGUACAAACCAAUUACUUGGUACCGUUACACUUUGCAGCACAUACAAAUCUUUAUGUUGUCUUCUUUUAUCUGAGAGGAACAAUUCUAUGAACUUACAUUGCCUUAACUAUCAAGUGAAGUCUGUUAACUGAAGCUCGCUCUCCGGCUGGAUGAAAUGUGUUUUUACUGAUGCUUUGCUGUUAGUUUAUACUAGUCCAGACCUGUAUUCAUAAAACCUUUGAGGACAGAGCUUCUACACCAGAAAAAUAUCUAUUUUGAGUAUGUAUUUCUUGAAAAAGCGGUCUUAAGCCUUAAUAUAAGGGUUUAACUGCACUAUUCAUGACUACCGAUUGCUAAAAUAUCAGAGGUUGUGUAUUUAACACAGGGGUGUAGAGAAUUGGGCAUCUUCUUACUUAUUGUUACUUACAGGAUGCUGCCUGAAACAGUAACACAGACCUGCUAAAAGGCUAAUUGAGAUGAUGGACAUGUAAAUCCCCUAAAUUGCACGUCAUCAGCAGUGGGAUGGGAAUCAGUGGGUUAUUUGAGUUUAAAGAAUCAGGUAUAGUAGAGAAUCUUUAAUUAUUUAAAGGUCCCCUAUUGUACUGUUUUUCAUCAAUAUAUUACAGGUCUCAGAUAU